This is a messenger RNA of Leptidea sinapis, 2141 nucleotides long. RefSeq lists its product as uncharacterized. Lineage: Eukaryota; Metazoa; Arthropoda; Insecta; Lepidoptera; Pieridae. The record is from RefSeq and is a predicted model, not a curated record. The transcript has a single exon. Bases 104 to 2038 code for a protein of 644 amino acids.
CUUAAAAGUGUUUUCAUAUAUUAUUCGUUUUUAUAUUACACGAAGUACAAGUUAAAUUUAUUGAUAUAGGUACCUACUUUCAGGAUCAAAAUAUAUAACGAAGAUGUCGUCUCAUAGGAGAUUAGUUAAAUAUAAUUUAGAUAAACAGGGGUCAGAUGGCUUUCUAUUUGAUAUAGCUAAAAUAGUAAAAUACUUCUAUGAAGUUCCAGUUAUUUUUUUAACAAAAACUGAUUAUUCUGAUAAACUAUUUAACACAAUGUGUUCUAUGCGCAAUGCAUUACAAGGAGAGACAAAAUCUCAAGUAAUUGAUAUAAUCGUUGAUUUUCACUUACAAUGGCUGCACAUUGUUAACGAAGUUGAGCAUUUUGCGAUGCGCAUUAAUGAACUACCAAGAGAUGAGAUAUAUGAAGCGAUAAGUUUCACAAUUGAUGCAACAAAUGCACGACUCCAUUAUUUUCAAAAAUAUAUGGAUAAAUAUAAGCCCACUUUGUCGAAUGAAUAUCAAUUUAAUAUAAAUUCUGAGAUAGAGUUACUUCAAGCAAUGCACAUAGACAUUUCUCAUAUACUUCAUGAAAAGUUAAAAUGUUUUAGAACUUUUGAUUCUGAUGAUGAGUUCAAGUACAAAGUUAAAAGCGUUACCGAAGAAUUUUUGGAUUGGAUUGAUUCAGUAACUGAUUCAAUGGCGGUUGAACUAACUAAAUAUGUAAACCCAAAUGUACGUCUUAAUGAAGAUCUGGCUAAAACUUUGCAACAUAUUAUAAAUGAACUUAACAUAUCAAAAAAUGCCACAACAGAAAGAAUGCUUAAAAAUUUAAAACUUAAAGGGAGAGAACUCGCCUCUAUGAUCCGUACUACACAAAACCACAAUUUGGAAAUUGGCAAAAUAUAUAAGAAAAUUAAUGAGUUGGAAAGCCAAAUAUAUAAUCUUAACUUAGAACCUACUAAUCCAGCUAGGCUCGCAUUGGAACAAAAAAAAGAUUACUUAGAGAAACGGCUUCAGAAUCUUGAAAGCGAAAAAACUAGUUUAAAAGAACUUCAAAAUUUAGCUGAUGUCCAUCUUGAAUGUGUACCAGAGGAUGAUUUAUGUAUAUGUGAAGAUUUUUACACAUUUCGAAUUUUCAAUCAUGACUUACCACAAGAAAAGAGAGAGCAUUUAGUAACAGAACUGUGUUAUGUAUGGGAUUUGGCCGUCUUUGGAGAGAGGAGCCAUAAGUCAAUUAUUUCUAUUUUGAGCGCUGCUGAUAUAAGAGAAGAGUAUACGGAUGAGUUAGGUACGUAUUAUAUUGACGAACAUAGUAGAAAAAUAUAUAAAAUCCCUGAUGAUGAAACGUUGUAUCAACUUAAUGAAGUUGGAGAACUGGUACCUCUAACGGACGAUGGGAACCACGUUUACUUCUACGAUGAAUGUGGCCGAUAUUUUAUUGACUCAACGAGGCAGCGAGUUUAUAAAGCUUAUGCAACAGCUAGUGAGUAUAUGUUGGACAGUUCAGGUAUUCUUUUAAAAGUUAAAGAAGAGCGAGACGGUGUUGUAUACUUAUAUGACAACUAUGGCCGAUAUUAUAUCAAUGACGAAGGAAAGCAUAUUUAUCGUGAAGACGAUACUGCAAGUGAAUAUGAAAACGAUGGUUUUGGUAAUCUUGUACGCAUUCGGAGUCACUUAGAUAUGUUUGAGCUAUGUCCUGAUGAUGCCAGAGUUACUGAUGAAUUUAAAUAUUUAAAGUUAAAUGUCGGUAAAGCUUUGCGUGAGUGCAUAGCUGAGGUCAUUUUGCAUCAACCAGCAGAUCCUAUCAAAUAUUUAGCUGCGCGCCUUGUUAAAUAUAGGGAGAAUAUAGAAAUGAGAGAAAAGCGUGCUCAAGAGGAGGAGUGUCUUAACGUAGAAAGAGAAAUCAAAAUUGCUGAAGAACGAGCUGAAGCGGAGCGGCUUGCGAGGGAAUUAACUGUAGUUAGCCAUGGCGGAAGUGAAGUAACUCUUGAUUCUAAUCUUGUGAAUUACACAUCGAUGCAUCCUGAAUCUGCCGGUGCUAGUACGACAUUUUGAUGCAUAUUAUGUCAUAUAUUUAGCAUUAAUUUAUAAAUUGAGCUUUAUAUUGUUAUAAAUUUUGGUAAGAAGAUAAAAUUCAAAUUAAAAAUGUCGUUUUUUA